Salvelinus fontinalis (brook trout) is the source of this 3036-nucleotide messenger RNA. Its product is annotated as monocarboxylate transporter 6-like. Gene Ontology annotation, molecular function: transmembrane transporter activity. The record is from RefSeq and is a predicted model, not a curated record. Lineage: Eukaryota; Metazoa; Chordata; Actinopteri; Salmoniformes; Salmonidae. The coding region runs from base 1 to 501 and encodes 166 amino acids. Gene Ontology annotation, biological process: transmembrane transport. The transcript has 3 exons.
AUGGGUGCUAUUCAUUGUCAAAGACUGAAGCAAAACGGGCUGAGUAAUAGUAUCUGCUGUAUCGAUGCCAGCUUCCCCGUGCUGCUGGUGAUCGUGGUGACCUACGGCCUGUCCAUGAGCGUGGUGGGCUCGCUGAUGUUCACCGUCCUCAUGGAUACGUUGGAUAUGAGUCACUUCCCCGCUGCCCUGGGCCUGCUCGCCAUCAUGGAGAGUGUCACGCUACUGAUCGGGCCCCCGCUCGCAGGAAUCCUGGUGGACAGAACUGGGGAGUAUUUUUACGUCUUCUUCGCCUGCAGUGGGACUGUUGCCUCAUCAGCUGUAUUCCUCAUGGUGUCUUUCUACUGGCUGGACAGAAAGGUGCUAAAGGGGCAGCAGGUCUCCCCACCAAAGCCUGCCAGUGUUAACAAUGUGGUCCCCCAGUGCCAGUACAGCAGUGUGCCCACCAAGGGGGACAAAGACAAGGCCUCAGACUCUGAGACUGGGGAUGUCAACUGCCUGUGAAAAGCGUCAUUGUCCAAACUCACAGAUGUAUAUUUCCUAUGGUUUUGUGAUUGUACACCCUGUGCUGCUGAUCUUACAGUACAAGCGUAUGAUAAUUGAUAUGAUAUCCCAAUCUGUUAGGAUCUGACACUCCAAUCAUAGUAUACACACUCUUGCCUCUUGACUGUUAAGAGUAUUGGUAAGUGCAAAUGGGUUGAGUAUUUCAUCCAAUGUGUUCAUGCUAGGAGUGGAUUAUUCAUUGCUAUUACAGUCGGCACUAUUUAUGCAGACUAAUACUGUUAUUGUUGAUCGAACACAGUACUUUUUCACACAUUCCAUAAACCUGUGCCUUUCCCACUCAUACCCUGUUACACAUUCAUCAAUGUCAUGUUGUUCAAGAAGACAUACCUUAGGAAUCCUUCGCCACCCUUCAACAAGCAAGAUUGUGCAAAAAAACAGAUGUGCCUUGUACAUGCAAUCAAUCAAAAUAAACAUUUAAUAUCUGUAGGCCUAUUAAAUGUCCUAUAUAUAUUCUACACCAGAAGAAACCUCAACUGAAUUAUGAGUACUGUAGGCCUACCAGUUUAUUAAGAUGGAUAUUAUUGACUGAGCAUAUCAACGUCAAGUUCUUUAUCCCAAUAAGUCUUUGAUUUUUUGGGGCCUAAACGUUUGUUUAUGAUACUGUUCAUGUCUUGUUAUGUUCGUUGUGUAACAGAGUUACAGAACGAUCAGUAGCUUACUGGUAUGACUGAGAAUGUCUUGUGAAAAAGUGCAGGAGUUACUAGGACAUGGGUGCUAUUCAUUGUCAAAGACUGAAGCAAGUACUGUAGGUGUUGGAGAUUUGUUACUUCUCAACCUACUCGUUUUUCAGGUAUCGUCAAGAAAAGAUUACUCUAAGGAACAUAGUCACAUACAGUACCAGUCAAAAGUUUGGCCACACCUACUCAUUCCAGGGUUUUUCUUUAUUUGAACAAUUUUAUACAUUGUAGAAUAAUGGCGAAGACAUCAAAACUAUGAAAUAACACGUGCCAUUCCUGGGGGGAUGGCAGGUAGCCUAGAGUUUAGAGCGUUGGGCCAGUAACUGAAAGGUUGCUCGAUCGAAUCCCUGAGCUGACAAGGUAAAAAUCUGUUGUUCUGCCCCUGAACAAGGCAGUUAACCCACUGUUCCCCGGUAGGCCGUCAUUGUAAAUAAGAAUUUGUAAUUAACUGCCUAGUUAAAUAAAGGUUUAAAGUAACCAAAAAAGUGUUAAACAAAUCAAAAUAUAUUUGAGAAUAAUGACAGCUUGGCAUUCUCUCAACCAGCUUCAUGAGGUAGUCACCUGGAAUGCAUUUCAAUUAACAGGUGUGCCUUGUUAAAAGGUAAUUUGUGGAAUGUCUUACCUUCUUAAUGCGUUUGAGCCAAUCAGUUGUGUUGUGACAAGGUAGGGGUGGUAUACAGAACAUAGCCCUAUUUGGUCAAAGACCAAGUCCAUAUUAUGACAAGAACACCUCAAAUAAGCAAAAACAAAUGACAGUCCAUCGUUACUUUAAGACAUGAAGGUUAGUCAAUACGAAACAUUUCAAGAACUUUUAAAGUUUCUUCAAGCGCAGUCGCAAAAACCAUCAAGCGCUAUGAUGAAACUGGCUCUCCUGAGUACCGUCACAGGAAAGGAAGACCCAGAAUUACCUCUGCUGCAGAGGAUAAAUUCAUUAGAGUUACCAGCCUCAGAAAUUGCAGCCCAAGUAAAUGCUUCACUGAGUUCAAUUUUACAUUUUUUAUUUAACCUUUAUUUAACUACAGUAGGCAAGUCAGUUUAAGAACAAAUUGUUAUUUACAAUGACGGCCUAUUAACAGACACAUCUCAACAUCAACUGUUCAGAGGAGACUGCGUGAAUCAGGGCUUCAUGGUCGAAUUUCUGCAACGAAACCACUACUAAAGGACACCAAUAAGAAGAGACUUGCUUGGGCCAAGAAACACAAGCAAUGAGCAUUAGACCAGUGGAAAUCUGUCCUUUGGUGUGAUGAGUCCAAAUUUACGAUUUUUGGUUCCAACCGCUGUGUCUUUGUGAGAUGCAGAGUAGGGGAACAGAUGAUCUCUGCAUGUGUGGUUCCCACCGUGAAGCACGGAGGAGGAGGUGUGAUGGUGCUUUGCUGAUGAUACUGCCAGUGAUUUAUUUAGAAUUCAAGGCACACUUAACCAGCAUGGUUACCACAGCAUUCUGCAGCGAUACGCCAUCCCAUCUGGUUUGCGCUUAGUGCGACCAUCAUUUGUUCAACAGGACAAUGACCCAACACACUUCCAGGCUGUUUAAGGGCUAUUUGACCAAGAAGGAGCGUGAUGGAGUGCUGUAUCAGAUGACCUGGCUUUCACAAUCACCUGACCUCAACCCAAUUGAGAUGGUUUGGGAUGAGUUCAGUGCUCAGCAUAUGUGGGAACUCCUUCAAGACUGUUGGAAAAGCAUUCCAGGUGAAGCUGGUUGAGAGAAUGCCAAGUUUGUGCAAAGCUGUCAUCAAGGCAAAGGGUGGCUACUUUGAAGAAUCUCAAAUAUAAAAUAGAUUUUGAUUUGUUUAAUACU